Symbiodinium natans is the source of this 1251-nucleotide messenger RNA. Lineage: Eukaryota; Dinophyceae; Suessiales; Symbiodiniaceae. The record is from the annotation of a GenBank genome assembly.
AUGGCAGUGCAUGCACCGAGUCCGAGGGCAUUGUCUCCUUCCGCUGCUGAACUUGAGGAAAUUCUGAGCUUUCUCCCGCCGAAUGCCGUCAGGUGGGCAGAAUCUGACUCCAGUCCAUCUCCUUCGCACUCAGAAGCUCGCCACCGGGCGAGCGCUUCAAAGCAAGCAUCUGCUCCGGAAGGGCACUUCAGACUUGCGUGCCCUCACCGUGCCGAGCUUCCAGCGGAACUUCCCUUUGAUAGCGGUCCACGGGGGCAUCCAGCUUUGCCAUUGUACGCCUUGGCACGAUCCACUGCCGUGGCUCGCAAGACUAGUCUGGAUCAUGCGGCGAGCUCUGGAGAAGGUCUGCGAGUUGAUUGGGCCGACCCCUGUCCAAACAAGUCCUUCCCAGCAAUUCGCCAUCCAGCACCACGCGGACGCCCUUUGCGGAAGUACUUCAGCAGUGUUACUUUGACGGAAUCUGCGCGCAGCCAGGAUGGUGGCUGUGUUCCAGCUGCGGACGUGGCUGACGCCCCCGCUUUGGCUGCAGGACCACCUGCAUUUCCUGGUCGGGGUUUGCGCCGUUACGUGAAUCCCGUCCGGGAUGCUGAAAAGAGGGAAGCCCCCGAGACUCAGAGUCCGAAAAGUUUGAAAAGCUCCGAGGGAUUUCCAGAGGUCUUCGCCGGAUUCAGUCGCAGCACAGACCAGGAAGGUUUGGAUAAAGCUUCAUGGCCGGCAUGGCGGUCAAGCUCAAAGGCAGCCUUGGCGGACAUGCGGCAUCCGCCACGAAGCCGGCUGCGCCGACGGCCAGAGUCUGCUCCGUGCAUCAGCUCUCUGCUGAACCCGACGUCUUUGCGCUCCUCGGCAGGCGAUGUGAGUGCAGUGCAGGCAGAAGCUGGCACGGUGGGAGGAGCAGGCGAUGUGGAGGCAGUUCCACGCGCUGGGCGACUUUGUGCAGAGGAUGCCAUGGCCAGGCCUUUGCCUGCAGCCACGACAUCCGAUUGUCUUCCACAGCUGGCUGCCUGGACGAUGUUUGCCAAGCAGUUCCGAGGCCACUCUGGUGGGCCACUUGAGCUCAUUGCACGCUUGCCGUGCAAGCGAUAUGCUUUGCCAAAAGCCAAAGGCAUGCAAGACAUGCCCUACGUGCUGAAGGAGCCCUAUCCUGCAGCUCCGUCGGAUAGCUUGUGCUCGAACAUAUACAACAUCAACGCGUUGAUCGCAUCUCGCAGACGUGCAUUGUCGAAGAGCGGCAUCGUGGAUGCGAUGUGCUGA